AAUAAUUUUUUUUUUAAAAAAAAAAAAGAAAGAAAGAAAGAGGAAAGGCAAACCCUUAAAGGACAAUUCUGAAAGACGUAAACCCUAAAACCCUGAUUUGCUUCCACUCACUCUAACUAUUUCUCUCAACGCCGGCGGCCCUCAAAGCAGAUGAAGAAGAAGAAGGUCAAGACUGGUGGUGAAUCGACCACUGUUGUUGAUUUGAAGUCUUUAAUUCAUCAACAUUCACUGUUCUUUGAUAAGUUGGUUGAGCUUAUACCUGCUAAGUUUUAUCUACCUACCGAUGACAAGGAUAAGCCCUGGUAUCAGGGUCUUAGCAAGGCCCAAAAGGCUUCAGCCAAGAAGGAAGCUAGGGAGAACAUUAAGAAAGCUCGAAGGAAUCGAUUAGAUCCCGAUAAGUCUUCUGCAACAACCCUUGAUUUGCUCAAGGAAAGCUUGGAGAAGGAGAAAAAGGAUGUUGAGAGUGAUGAUGAAGUUAAAGCUGAGACUAAACCUGUUUUGUCUGGUUUGGAUGAUGAUAAUAGGUCAGUUACAUAUGAAGAGCUAAGACAACGGUUGCGUCGUAGAAUUGAAGAGUUUGAGUCUACUCGGAGCAAUGGUGGCUCGGAGCCUAGAAUAACCAAGAGGUAUGAGAGGAAUGAGAGGAGAAGCAUUGAGUAUAAGAAGCGUAAAAGGGAAGGUGAGUUUGGAGACAAGGCAGCUAAACCUGAUGUUUCGAAGAAGAAAGUAGAGGAAGAUGUUGAAGAAGCCUCAAAGGUGCUUUCAUUUGGUCAUGUUAAGCUCAGUAAUGAUGAAGAGCAUGAGAAGAAGAAGAGGAGGGUUUCAAAAGCGAGGGAACUUGAGAGAGCAAAGAAGUUGGAGGAAGCGAAGAAUGAUCCAGAGAAAGGAGAGAUUAUCUCAAAGAAGCAUUCUUGGGAUGCUGCAACGAGUAGAGCUGCUGGGAAAAAGGUUCAUGAUGAUCCCAAGCUGUUGAAACAGAGCUUAAACAAGGAUAAGAAGAGGCAACAGAAGAAUGCCGAGAAGUGGAAGGAAAGGAUUCAAACGACUGAGAAAUUGAAAUCAGAGAGACAGCAGAAGAGGUCACAGAACAUAGAGCAGAAGAAACAGGAUAAGAAGAUGCGCCGAAUCGCUAAGAGGGAAAAGAAGCUCAUGCGGCCGGGAUUUGAAGGUCGGAAGGAGGGUUUUAUCAAUGACAAAUCAACUUAAUAAUUAGAUUGGCUUGCUAUAACCAUUAUGAAAAGCUUGAGAUUCACAAGAACUGGUAAAACAGAUUAUAAAUAUGUUUUUCUCACAAAUUGGUUAGCCUAUUUGUCUUACAUUAUAGUUGAUUUUGGUUCAUCUUAUUCUGUUGCUGCUUAAAUUUUACUACUGCUCUGAUGUUUUUUCUUGGCGCCUUUGCCACAUAUCAAUUACAGUUUUCGAAUUCAGGAGUUUA
Cannabis sativa is the source of this 1435-nucleotide messenger RNA. Its product is annotated as ribosomal RNA-processing protein 14-C. Gene Ontology annotation, molecular function: DNA binding; RNA binding. The coding region runs from base 151 to 1206 and encodes 351 amino acids. Gene Ontology annotation, biological process: ribosomal small subunit biogenesis; ribosomal large subunit biogenesis. The record is from RefSeq and is a predicted model, not a curated record. The transcript has 2 exons. Gene Ontology annotation, cellular component: nucleolus. Lineage: Eukaryota; Viridiplantae; Streptophyta; Magnoliopsida; Rosales; Cannabaceae.